UACAACGCUCUCCCGGAAGUGGUCUCCGGAUCGGGCAGUGAAAGUGGUAGCCAGUCGUCCCCGGGAUCAGAUCUCCGGAGGUCGUAGCUGAACUCUUUCUCUGCGUUUCGCCUCGAUCCUUCCUGAGUCUUCCAGGUUCUCCACCAUCAUGGGGGGCGGAGACCUGAAUCUGAAGAAGAGCUGGCACCCGCAGACCCUCCGCAAUGUGGAGAAAGUGUGGAAAGCUGAGCAGAAGCAUGAGGCUGAGCGGAAAAAGAUUGAGGAGCUUCAGCGCGAGCUGCGGGAGGAGAGGGCCCGGGAGGAGAUGCAGCGCUACGCGGAGGACGUUGGAGCUGUCAAGAAAAAGGAAGAAAAAUUGGACUGGAUGUACCAGGGUCCUGGUGGGAUGGUGAACCGUGAUGAGUACUUGCUGGGGCGUCCCAUUGACAAAUACGUUUUUGAGAAGAUGGAGGAGAAGGAGGCAGGCUGUUCUUCUGAGACAGGACUCCUCCCAGGCUCUAUCUUUGCCCCAUCAGGUGCCAAUUCCCUUCUUGACAUGGCCAGCAAAAUCCGGGAGGAUCCGCUCUUCAUCAUCAGGAAGAAAGAAGAAGAGAAAAAAAGAGAGGUAUUGAAUAAUCCUGUGAAAAUGAAGAAAAUCAAAGAAUUGUUGCAAAUGAGUCUGGAAAAAAAGGAGAAGAAGAAAAAGAAGGAGAAGAAAAAGAAGCACAAGAAACAUAAGCACAGAAGCUCAGGCAGCGAUCGUUGCAGCAGCGAGGAUGAGCACGGCCGGGAGAGAUCUCAAAAGAAGAUGGCAAAUUCUUCCCCUGUUUUGUCCAAAGUCCCUGGAUAUGGCUUACAGGUCAGGAACUCUGACCAUAGCCAGGGACUGCAGGGUCCUCUGACAGCUGAGCAAAAGCGAGUGCGUGGGUUGAAGAAUUACUCCAGGUCCAGAAGCUCCUCUCCCUCACCUCCCAGACAUGGCAGCAAGAAGAGCACCAGAGAAGCAGGGUCUCGGGACAGGAGGUCUCGAUCCCCGGGCAGAAGGUCACGGUCCCCAAGGCCAAGCAAACCGCACAACUCUAAGGUAAAUAGGAGAGACAGAGGCCGAAGUAAGAGCCUAUCACCUAAAAAAGACAUCUACCAAAGGCGGCAUGGUCAUGGGUACACCAGGGGGAUCAGUACAUCACACAAAUUUGAGAAGCAAUGGAUUUGGAUGUCUGACAUUGGUAGUGAUCGAGCUGGUUCAUCACCUCCUCUUCUUGCUCUUCAUUUGCAAAAGCUCUCAUCAGAGGAGCUAGAGCGAAAACGGCAAGAGAUGAUGGAAAACGCCAAGUGGCGGGAGGAAGAGAGGCUGAACAUCCUCAAGAGGCACGCUAAGGACGAUGAACGGGAGCAGAGGCUGGAAAAGCUAGACUCCCGGGAUGGGAAGUUUAUCCACCGCAUGAAGCUAGAGAGUGCAUCUACCUCCUCUCUGGAAGAUCGGGUGAAGCGGAAUAUCUACUCUCUACAGAGAACCUCAGUAGCUCUGGAGAAGAACUUUAUGAAAAGAUGAAAGCCAUCCCCUCUCUGGCUGGUUUUCCUGAAAUUUCCAGGGAGGCUUCUGAUCCCUUAAAAAUUCUCUUUAUAAGAGUUCAAAUGGCUUCUUCCACAGAUGUCAAACCACCACUGUUCAAAGUGACUCUCCUCCAUGGAUUCCAAAAACAGCCCACUUCUUUUGAGAACUAGUGUGACUUGCUCUAUGGGACCCUCAGUAACUUGCUGGGUGCAGAGCAGGUCUUAACUGUUGUUAAAUGGGUGGGCACUGGAACAUCAAGGUGUGAGCACUCAUCUUGCUCUGGAAGGAGGCUCCCUUAUGCCUCUUCCCUCCACCUGUGUGAACAAACCUAUUCUGCCACCUCAGAAUAGACUGGACCUUUCAGAAACCUCUCUCCCCAGAGUCACCCAGAUAGUUUGUGCUUACCAGGGUAAACGAACAUUUACUUGAUUUAGUAGAUAAUGUGACAGAUGAUGUCAGAUUAGGGCAGAGCCAAGGGAGUAACAAAGAAUCUGGAAGGGAAAACAAUGCAAAAAAACCCCUAAAUGAACUGUUGAACUAUUUGGACUAUCUUUCAAACUGUAAAGUAUAUUGUGUAUAUGUAGAAAUGUGUAAUUUUUACAUGCUUUAAAAAAAAGUAGUUAGCUUUGUUAGAAUAUCUUGUUUGGUAAGUGACUUUACUAUGUAAUAGAACCACAUUGUAUCUUGUUAUCCAGUAACACAGUAAGGCAGGUCAGCUUUUCUUUCCUCUUGGAAUCUGGCUGGUUGUGGAGGGGCCUGGGUUUAUUGAUAGGAUCUAGGGUAUCUCUCCAUUUACACUGCUUACAGUCUCUGAUGUGGGCAGUGCAGUGUUGAAGUCAAAUGAUUUUAGUAGUCAGGACCAAACUACCAGUAUGCUCCCUGGCUCUUAAAAGAAAAUAUAAUGGAAGCUGUUUAUUUCAUGGCUUCCCUUUUAUCAUGUAGUAAUCUUAUUACAAUUCUAGAUUUUCAGGAGUUGUUUGCUAUUAUUUUUUAGUCAGGUAUUAAACAAAACAAAACAAAACAAAAAA
Molecule: messenger RNA, 2562 nt
Organism: Lagenorhynchus albirostris (white-beaked dolphin)
Lineage: Eukaryota; Metazoa; Chordata; Mammalia; Artiodactyla; Delphinidae
Gene: CWC25
Product: CWC25 spliceosome associated protein homolog
Exons: 11
Coding region: 149-1531 (460 amino acids)
Biological process (GO): mRNA splicing, via spliceosome
Cellular component (GO): U2-type spliceosomal complex
Source: RefSeq, a predicted model, not a curated record